CCCGUUUCGGCCUUUUUUUGUCCGGAUGAGUCAUCGCAAGUUUGAGGCGCCCCGUCACGGGUCUCUUGGUUUUUUGCCUCGAAAACGUUGUAAACACAUUACUGGGAAAAUACGAUCAUUUCCAAAGGAUGACCCUAGGAAAAAAUGCCAUUUAACUGCAUUUAUGGGGUAUAAGGCAGGCAUGACGCACAUUGUCAGAUCAGUAGAAUUUCGGGCAAUGCAGAAUAAAAAAGAGACAAAAGAUAUUGUUGAGGCUGUUACUAUUAUUGAGUGUCCUCCAAUGGUUCCUGUAGGCAUUGUUGGCUACAUCCCCACCGUUAAAGGCCUUAGAGCUUUAAGCUGUGUCUGGGCAACUAACUUGUCUGACACUGUCCGUCGUCGUUUCUACAAACACUGGGCUCGGUCUAAGAAAAAGGCCUUUACAAAAUAUGCACGCUUACAAGCCGCUGAUAAUGGUAAAAAGAUGCAAGAAAGUCUAACAAAAAUGAAGAAAACUUGCACAGUCAUACGAGUUGUUGCGCACACUCGUAUUGACCUUCUUAAUCUCCGACAGAAGAAAGCUCAUUUAAUGGAGAUUCAAGUCAAUGGUGGCUCCAUUGCUGAAAAAGUGGACUAUGCGAAGAGCUUGUUAGAGUCCCAAGUUCGUGUGAAAGAUGUGUUUACCCCUGAGGAGUUUGUGGACGUGGUCGGAGUAACUAAGGGGCAUGGCUAUGAAGGCGUGGUUGCUAGAUGGGGCGUCAAGAAACUUCAACGAAAAACACAUCGUGGAUUGAGAAAAGUAGCUUGUAUUGGUGCAUGGCAUCCCGCGCGUGUGCAGUACUCUGUCCCGCGGGCUGGUCAGCGUGGCUACCACCACCGGACGGAGCUCAAUAAGAAGAUAUACAGAAUCGCCGACGGUUUCCAUCAAGAUCCCGAGACUGGCGAGCGCAAGGAAAAUAACGCCUCCACGGACUACGAUCUCACCGAAAAGUCUAUCAACCCUAUGGGUGGCUUUCCGCACUACGGCCUCGUCACUAACGACUUUAUGAUGAUCAAGGGCUGCUGCGUAGGGACCAAGAAGAGGGUUCUUACUCUGAGGAAAUCUAUGUUCCGCCCGAAGGAACGCGCCCAUGUGGCUGUGGAGCUGAAGUUUAUCGAUACCUCUUCUAAAUUUGGGCACGGUCGAUUCCAAACUCACACCGAAAAACUUGCCGUGAUGGGUCAAUUGAAAAAGCAUAGGAAGGAAAUAUUGGAAAGCGCAAAGUAGCUUGUUUAAUAAAAAACUCAAAAGGAAGUUAAA
This is a messenger RNA of Zophobas morio, 1279 nucleotides long. Its product is annotated as large ribosomal subunit protein uL3-like. Lineage: Eukaryota; Metazoa; Arthropoda; Insecta; Coleoptera; Tenebrionidae. Gene Ontology annotation, biological process: translation. Bases 26 to 1246 code for a protein of 406 amino acids. Gene Ontology annotation, molecular function: structural constituent of ribosome; RNA binding. The transcript has 5 exons. Gene Ontology annotation, cellular component: ribosome; cytosolic large ribosomal subunit. The record is from RefSeq and is a predicted model, not a curated record.